Pipistrellus nathusii (Nathusius's pipistrelle) is the source of this 774-nucleotide messenger RNA. NCBI's taxonomy places the organism in Eukaryota, Metazoa, Chordata, Mammalia, Chiroptera, Vespertilionidae. The record is from the annotation of a GenBank genome assembly.
AUGCCCGUCCAGCCUCGACGUAGCCAAACAGAGGCCAUGGCCCUCAGAAAGGACCCUCACUGCUCUGCCUGGGCACCUCAGCCCCAUCCAGCCCGGCCACCCUGUGACCAGUGCCAGGAGGGCAUUGUGGCCUCAGCCCACUCCCACACCUCACAAAGCCCGUCACCGUGGGAACCAGGCCAGCCAACCAGAGCGCUCUGCUUGGAAAGGGAGCCUGACACAUUGCGCCUCCCCUCCCUGGACAGGCACACCCAACAUCCAGGGGCCUCCCAGGGCUCCCUCCCGCUGGAUAAACCAGCUCAGCUGCCCCCCACUCUCCCCCAGGACAGGAAAGGGGACUCCUGUAGCUGUAAUGCCCAGGACCAAGAUGUAAGCCUCCAGUCACCCUGCUUAGAGCGCCAGCCAACCCCGCGGCCACGCCAUGACACGGGAGCCUCUCAGGAGCCGCUGAGAGUCGCCGGCAGUGCCCUGGGGCCCGCCUGGAGCAGCGGGAGCAGCGAGAGCAGAGCGAGCAGCGUGUGGAGCGUGCGGCGCGGCAGCCUGGAGAAGGGCGGCCGCCUCAGCCAGCUGAGCAGCGGCUACGCGGGCGACGAGGAGAACAGCGAGGCCAGCCUGGUGGGCGGCGCCCGGAUCGCCAAGUGGAACAGAAGGCUCGGAACCCAAGCGGUGGGCACCCAGACCAGCCGGCUGUGCGCCGCCUACCACCCCAAACAGCUGAAGAGCCGGGCGGCCAGCCCCGCCCACGGCGCCCGGCAGCCUGGAGGGGAAACGUGA